AUUGGACUGGCGAGUGUGUAUUAUGGAACGGAUCUUUUGGUGGUAAAGAAGGAAUAUGAAGUUGCUAGUGAUAUUUGCCGCAGCGCUGCUUGGCGUUCAAGCAGUACGAGUGCCGUAUAUAGUCACCGACGAGAAUGGCGAGAAAUAUCAAAUACUUUUACCGCAGGGGGGGCAGGGACAAGGACAAGGGCAACAACAACAACCGUCAUAUGUCAAUGUAGCUAAUCAGCCUGCAUACGAUUUUAAUCCGCAAAAUUACCAGUUGUAUUUGCCACCCAACCAACAAGCGGUGGUGAACUAUCCACGUGGCGUGGAACUAGUCAGACAACCCGUUGCAAGAGGUCUAGGAGAGUUAUACCUACCACUUGGUGUGAGCAAAGAGAUAGCGCCCGACUACGAGGACAGUGAUGAAGACUACAAGUGGCGACCUGUGUAUAGGAAAGCACAAUCCGCGCAGCGUGAAGACUCAGCCAAGGAGUCCGACUCAGAUUCCAGUGAAGAAGAUGAGGAUAAACGUAAACGGAAGAAGCAAAAGGUGCAAAAACGUAAAGACUCCGGUUCGAAUGAGGAAGACGAUAGUAAUGAUGAUGACGUGGAUGAUGAAGAGGAGGAGGACAAAAAUGUGGACGUCUACAACUUGAUUUUGCCAAAUAAUAUACCCCAACAAGUGCACAUACCCGGUUUGGGUGUCGUCAAUCGACCGGCAGUUAAAAAGGUCAAGGUUGAAGUGCCACACUAUGCAGACGCCUUCCUCAGGCAACAAAUAAUCGAGCAGUUUUUGGCUGCACAAGGUUUAAAUCCACAAGCUUUUGAUGUGCAGGCGUUAAUCGCACAGAAAGCACGCGUACAGAAUCCCUACAAUACCGGUUGGGAUCUACAAUACUCAGAUAACCAACAAGCAGUGGAAACACGUAAGUACAGAAGACCAAUUAAUCUACAACAACUUAUGUAUGUCACUGUGCCGGAGCGUAAGAGACGUGCAGCGCCUGCGGUGAGCAGCACUGAAACUACUCUGGAGUCCACCACCACAAACACUUUAGAUAUCACAACAGUACCUGAUGUAACUGAGACGAGUACAAUUCUGGAAACGACAACAAUGACCGCGUCCCCGGAAGAAGUUACCGUCACUACAGAACCAACUCAAGCGACCACGGCGCAACCGUUGGUAGCUGUAAUUACGAGCCAUCCAAUACUCGAAAUCGAGCUCGAACCAGAGCCGGAACCCUUUAUACCGCUCUUCGGUUACGGCUCCAUACUACCAGCGGAGGUUUCGCGUGUGCCUUUCGUGCCAAGAAUAGCUGUCGAUACAGAGGUCACCUCAACCAGCGCACCAGUUGAAGACGUGAAACCACUUUUCGCAAUACACAGUCGUCACGCACGUGCUGUACCCUUUGAUAUAAAAGAUUCCACAAAACUAAAGCAGGCGACACCAGUGCCACCUGUGCCGAAGACAGAUGUGCGUGGUCCGAAAAUGUCUGCUCUACCGAAGUCGCGUUCGCUACGCGCUGUGGAUGUUGAUAUUGUGACGCCGCCGCCGGUAGUUACGGAGACUGAUGCUGCUGUUGCUCCUAAAGUCGUGCAGUCGACUACAACGGUGAACUGUGAUAUUGAGUGCACUAAAUUUGAUUUGAAUCCGGUUUGUGCCUUCAAUGGCGAAUGCUAUCAUGAAUUCCCGAAUCAAUGCGCCAUGGACACAUUCGUUUGUCAGCGGCCGGAAUUGGGUUUCACGUCUACGCCGCGAGAACGCUGUGUUAUGCAUUGGCUUACGCGUUGUACCUCGCAAGAUUUCAAGAAUGAGUAGUGGGUAUUCUUUGUAUUGUCAAGGAUGAAGUUAGUUUUAUAUGGAAGGAGACAACUUUUUUAUACUUUCUAUGUCAUAAAUUUAAUUUAAGAAUUUAUA
Ceratitis capitata (Mediterranean fruit fly) is the source of this 1900-nucleotide messenger RNA. Its product is annotated as probable serine/threonine-protein kinase kinX. Bases 56 to 1801 code for a protein of 581 amino acids. Gene Ontology annotation, molecular function: protein binding. The record is from RefSeq and is a predicted model, not a curated record. Lineage: Eukaryota; Metazoa; Arthropoda; Insecta; Diptera; Tephritidae. The transcript is spliced from 2 exons.